Molecule: messenger RNA, 832 nt
Organism: Dipodomys ordii (Ord's kangaroo rat)
Lineage: Eukaryota; Metazoa; Chordata; Mammalia; Rodentia; Heteromyidae
Gene: Cxcl13
Product: chemokine (C-X-C motif) ligand 13
Exons: 4
Coding region: 45-377 (110 amino acids)
Biological process (GO): inflammatory response; cellular response to lipopolysaccharide; chemokine-mediated signaling pathway
Cellular component (GO): extracellular region
Molecular function (GO): CXCR chemokine receptor binding; chemokine activity
Source: RefSeq, a predicted model, not a curated record
AUCCUGUGGUCUCAGCUGAAGUCUGAACUCCACCUCCAGGCAGAAUGAAGCUCUACACCACAGCUCUGCUUCUCCUGCUGCUGGUGGGCAGCCUCUCUCCAGCGCACGGUAUUCUGGAGGCCAUGUAUACAAGUUUGAAGUGUAAAUGUGCUAAAGACACCACAAGAUCAGUCUCCUUUCACCUCAUUAAGAAAAUUCAAAUUUUUCCUCCUGGGAAUGGUUGUCCAAACACAGAAAUCGUAGUCUGGACAAAGACGAAGUUAGUCAUAUGCCUGAGACCCGAAACUAACUGGGUGAAGAAACUGCUCCAACAUUUACACAGCCAACUUAUACCUUCAACUCUAUCAACUCCAAUGACUACGAGAAAGGCAGACUGAUGCCAAUAUUUUAAGAACGAAUGCAAUUUCCCUUCAUCCCUGAUCUGGAUUUUACUUUUAUUCUUGAUUGAAUCUUUUCCAAGGAAAAUAAUUUGCUGUACAAACAUGAGAUUGUAUGUAAAGAUAUUCCUGUAGAAGCUAAUGGGUUUAUAUGUAAAGAUAAUCCUGUAGAAGCUAAUGGGGCAAAUUCAAGCUCUUUCUGCUAUGGAACCUGUCAUACUUGAUCCUCAUUCAUCAGAGUGAGGAAGAUUCCUCUGAGCAUAGAUUUUUAGACUUUUGAUAAUAUAUCUGUCCUAGAAAAUGGUGAUCUGUCCUAGAAAAUAUGAUAAUGAGAACUUAAAUCCAACAUCUGAGUAUUUAGCUUGAGUUAAGAAGAAUAUCUCAGGAGGCAGAGAUCUGAGGAUCAUGGUUCAAAGCCAGCCUAGAUAGGAAAGUCUGUGAACCUCUUAUUUCCA